Molecule: messenger RNA, 2847 nt
Organism: Ornithodoros turicata
Lineage: Eukaryota; Metazoa; Arthropoda; Arachnida; Ixodida; Argasidae
Exons: 5
Coding region: 87-2735 (882 amino acids)
Source: RefSeq, a predicted model, not a curated record
GGCAGUAGCGAUCGUGCCACGGGCUAUUUCCCUUCCUUCCAUGCUACGUUAAGCUACGUUCCUUGUUGAUAACUCAGAAGCCUGCGAUGGUUCUUGAACAUGACAGUGAAUCUUCAGAGAGCAGCGAAGACACGGAGAGCUCUUCUCAAGGAAACAAUAAGAAGAAACCAGGAAAGAAGACAAGUUUAUCCACCCGCAUCAACAUCCUCGCUGAUUCCGGCGGUACCAGGUACGACCUCAAUAACGGCCGACUGAGAAAUACUGGUGGCAACACAACUUUUCAACAACGUCAUCCUGAUCUUGGCUUAGAAGCGUCGCAAAACCUCCGGCAGCAAGAACCGGUGGUCAGUCUCGGUGGGUACCACUACACCCUUAUGCCAGCUCCAAACUACCCUGGAGGGGCACCGUCUCCUAUCACCCAGUCACCCUCGCGACAAGGCGACGACGAUGAACAGGAUGUUUUACUUGUUCCUGUAACGCAGGAAAUUGCCGACAUGCUUGCACAUGCGCGUGAGGACCGCAUAGACCAACUGAUAUGCGAAAUUCUGGAGAAGCAAAUCGGACAACAGGAGAGGCAACUGCUAGGUCCACGUGUUCUUCAGGAGCAGCCAGCGGACCAACCAUAUUCCGCGUCUGUUUCCGUAAAUAUAACCCGUCCACCAUUGCCACAACAAAUGGGACAGUCAGCACCGCAGCAAUCAAUUCAACCGGCGCAGGUUGGAACACCGAUACGGGUACAGCUUGGUCAGCAAGAACAGCAACAGACGUUCCAGCAGAUACUGCAACCUCAACAACAGCAGAUCAUAUUUUCCGUUGGCCCUCAGGGGAGCGCUAUGAUACCUCCAGAGAUAAACGGUCCAGUGACUGCAGAGCCACUCCAUUCAACGUUUGAGGUCGCAGGUCAAAUGGUUGCGCAACAAGUAGUGUUGCAGCCCAUGUUCACACCGACCGGUCACCCAAUGGUACAACAACCGGGUCCACCAGUUCCACAGUUUUUCGUGCAACCAUGUUGUCAGCGACUGGGACAAAUAAUGCCCCAGCCAGUGAGCGAACCAGUUAUUCAAAGCGUCGCCCAACAGGCGUCUCAGUAUAUUUACGAACCAAUUAACCAAUACGUUGCGCAACCGGCGCCGCAGUUCAUGAAUCAGGCCAUCGCACAACAACAAAUCGGAGGAUUGGCGUUUCAGCCGAUGAGACAGCCUGUCUUCGAGCCGGUGGAUACGGCCCCAUGCGCGCAGAUGGACGCCACUACUUUUUGUGUGGGACAUAUUGUUACAUCUGUCAGCCAUGAGAGAAUGCCGGUGGGUCCACAGCAGAUGCAACAAGGUCCCCUGAUCGGCCAACAGAUGGUGGAGACGUUGCAAGUAAAUGACGGAGCAAUGCCUUUGUAUUCUCUGGCACAGCAAUUGACUGGAUGCCAGAUUACUCAACCAAUGGGGCAGCAGCCAAAUAUGAAUAUGGCCCAGGACACGUUCUUUAUAGGACCUGGAAUUCAAGAGCAAUUGUUCCAUGACUACCUGGUAGAGCCGAAGAAGAAGAAAAAGAAGAAGAAAAAAUCAAAAAAGGACAAGUCUAAAGCUGAGAUGAAAGAGUCACCACCUGUGUCACCCAUGCCUGAGAGGUAUCUUCAAGAGGAGUCCAUUCGAAUAGAAUUUUUCAACGGCUUGCCUCAGCCCAAGCUCUGCACGCUAUCUCUAACGGACGUCGGAGAACGUCCAGAACCGCCUUCUCCAGAUGAUGAUCUUCAGUACCGACGGAGCAGCUCAACACCGAAACCCAAACGGAAAAGCGAGCCAGUGCCCGCGAGCUGUACAUGUCGGCCAGCUGCUCCAGAUACUCCACCCAAGCAGUGCAUUAGAGAGAUGCAACCAAGCCCUCCUAACAUGACCGCGCCAAGAACAGAUGACUUGGGCGGCCAGCUAAUGAACCGUAGAUUAAGCCAGAGUCCCGGACAACAGGGCAACGAGCUCAACAAGCUUCGACAGAGUAAGGUUCUUGCACAACCGCUCACCAAAGGCCGUCGGGUGAGUCAGGCUCCUACACCGCAAAACGAAAAUGGCAUGCUGUGCCAGGGAUGUAAACUGGCCAGUGUUCAGGUUCCUGGUAACGAUACAAAAUACUUAGACAAGCAGAGCCGUAAGACAAGCGUGGCAAAGGCUCGACGAACUAGUCAACGGGAAGGAAGACAGGAUAAUGACAUAGGUAAUCAGAAAGAAGCCCAGAACAUUGGACCAUAUGGUGGAGUAUUUGGUGAGGGAAACAAGGAGGACAGUGUCGAGAACGAUGCUCUUCCUGCCGAGGUUGGUCGAGGUUCAGGGCGGGUGCCCGAGGCGCCGUUUGCACAAGCCCCUGAAGCGAUGCCCGUAUCACCUCCUCAACCGCAGCCCGGUCCUCCUGGUCAAGCUCCUCAACCUCCCGCUGCUCUGCCGCCGGACAUGAAUGGCAAUGCGGCAACGGGGAGUAAGGCACAAGAUAACAGUCAUAUGCCACCUGCUUGGGUGCUCAUCGGAGGCGCCGUCUUUGCGUUCAUACUCAUAGCUGUCAUAUCCUUUGUUCUUUAUGAUGUAACGUCAAAAGGUAAGAAGAGGAGGGAUACGAUUGAAAUGCUGCACACGGAACUCGUGCCACCUAAUUCUACUCAUCGUCCGGAUGAGCACCUCUGGAGGCAUCACCACCUGAAGCGACCGUCUAGACGUCGCCACAAGAGUCCACCUGACCACCUUUGGAAUUCCUGACGACAUGGCAAGACAGUGACAGGUCAUUCUGUGAACUUUUCCGAGUUUAUCAAGCUCAAAGUGCCCUGCAGAUAGAUUUCUCGGUUUAGUAAAACAGUCGUUCUCCUACUCA